Molecule: messenger RNA, 895 nt
Organism: Triticum dicoccoides
Lineage: Eukaryota; Viridiplantae; Streptophyta; Magnoliopsida; Poales; Poaceae
Product: CASP-like protein 5B3
Exons: 3
Coding region: 129-590 (153 amino acids)
Cellular component (GO): membrane
Source: RefSeq, a predicted model, not a curated record
UCCCAUCUAUCUAUCUAUCUAGCUAGUGCUGCACAUCCUGCCCGGCUAGCCAGGAAGGACUCCAUCAGCCAGGUUUCUCCACCCCACCCACCUCUCCGCACCGAAGCCCAGGCAGUGCAGUGCAAGGGAUGAAGCGCAUAGUGGGGAGCCCGGGCCCCGGGGACAUGGAGCGGCAUGGCGCUGCGGGUGUCGCCGCCGCAUCCGUCUUCGCCAUGUUCUCUGCUUAUGGCUUCUCCAACUACAGCGCCUACUUCUACCUGAACUUUGCUUCGGUGCUGCAGUUUCUGUGGAGUUUGCCCCUUGCUUGUCUGGAUAUCUUUUCUCUGAGGAAUGAAAAGGAUCUUCAAGCACCGGCUCGUCUAUUGCUCAUUGUUAUCAUUGACUGGGCCGUGGCGGUUCUCAUGUUCUCAGGAGUCUGUGCCGCCGCCUGCCUGACGAUUUUCUUCAUGAAGGAUGUGAACUUCUGUGAGGGGUUCUCGUGGCUGGGAUGCAAUCAGUUCGCGCUUUCGGUCACCCUGGCAUUCAUCACGUGGUCGCUGCAAGCUGCGUCUUCUUUCUCCGGGUUAUGGCUACUGGUCUCGUUCUUCUAGUGAUCUCAAUAGGUGCUUUGAAUCACCGUCGCGUCGUGCUAAUUGCCAGUUAAUGGUUGCAUUAUCUUUUAUUUUAAAGUGCUAAUUGCCAGUCAAGGAUGGUAAAUCAGUUCAGAUGCAAUGUGCUCAGGACACUUGUUCAUCACCGUCGCGUCGUGCUAAUUGCCGGUUAGAUUUCAGUUACCGGCGUUCUUCAUCACUUAUUGAUAGACUGCAUGUCUGAUAGCGUGUCUUCAGUUAAGUGGAAUAGUUACUGUUUAGGUAAUGUGGAAGUGGAAUCACUAAUAUGGGGUGCCUAUUAGUGC